Molecule: messenger RNA, 4265 nt
Organism: Linum trigynum
Lineage: Eukaryota; Viridiplantae; Streptophyta; Magnoliopsida; Malpighiales; Linaceae
Source: the annotation of a GenBank genome assembly
AAACCCAAGGGACGCUAACUUUCCAGUGGCGGUGGCCACCAAGGCCACCGCCCGCCUACCGUGUGUAGGAAGAGGAGAGGCAGAGGUAAGGAACAACAUAACUAAGGGGUCAUCCAGAACUGCAAAUUAAUCUGAGAUUUGACAAUGGAACGAUGAACUGGAGAAUCGAGAGGUCGAGAUGUUCUCAGUUACCUUUCUGAAAAUGGUGACGAUGUAGGGAAGGAAAAGAUCAAUUGCAUCACCAGCGGGGUUUCCUUCUUAGGCGUCACCAGCUGGACGAAGAUUAUUAGCUUCCGGAGGAAGGAGGCAAGGAAGAAGACUAGAGAGGACACUAAUGAAGGCGAAGGAGACGAAUGAAACAACAGUAGCGGCGUAUUUUUUUUUUUUUUACCACUGCUGGUGGAACUUGGCCGGCAGACCUUUGAAUUCCUUCAUUGAAUCUUUGUUGGCCUCGCCUGGAUCGAUCCAGCUCGGUGACGAGUGUGCUUUGCCUUGAAUCAGCUGUGAAAUUGGUGAGUUUCUUCUUCGUGUUAAGCAGAGAAUCAGUAGUGUUAGUCUUGGACUUUGUGGGUGAUGUUGAUUUAGAGGAAUUGGAGGGUUUUGGGGUAAUUAGUUUGAUCUGGUUAUUCUUACCACUAGAAGAAGAAGAAAGAGGCAGGACAUCCCCAGUAUCAUCGCUGGUAGUAGUCCUCUUAGUGAGUUUCAUGGAAUUUGAUUCCUCUUAGCAGUGAAAAUGGUAGAUUUGGAAGCGAAAAUGGUAUUUGAUUUCUCUUAACAGCUUGGUGCUUGAUGAUCCAUCUGAUGGUGAUGAUGAUAAGUUGCGAAGUACUGCUGAGAAGUACGUUCCUUGGACAGAUGCUGUAGUUUUUGGUUGCUCAUCCACGUCUUUGUCUAGUGAAGAAGCAAAGAGGAUGAGCGGGGGAGUGAACAAGAAGAAGAAGAGCAAAAGCAUCUUUAUUUCAGGAACCAGGUUUGGUUUGAUUCUGAUAGGAUAUUCAUGAACUUGGGAUGAAGCUAUACUUAGAGACAGUGGAGGAUACUUUAACAUUUAUGUGCCCAGGAACUGUUUGAUUUUUGCUAUGGACAAAUUACAAGAGAUGGCAACAUUGAUCUUAUUCAAUGGGGGCAAUGUUCACAUGUCAAGAGCUAGAAAGAUUGCUUUAGAGAGUGUAUAUGAAUGGGUGAAGAUUGAAUAUGAGAAGGCUAGAGAGAGAUGUGGUUAAGACCAGUAGCGUAGAUGUUCAUGUGAAGCUGUGGGGUUCACCCAAAAGUAACACCAUCUGGUUGGGCUUGUGGGAUCAAUCAUGGUGGGUUUAGGUCUGGUCAAUUCGGUGGAGCAGAUGGGUACAUAUUGGAAUGCAAGGAACUUGAGUUUUACAUGAAGGAACUCUGGAGGGAGAAGGGAAAAGUUGAUGCUACCGGAAAAGUUUAGUCUCAGAAAAGUUCUGGUGGGAAGAAAAGUAUAGUGCCCGGGAAAAGUAGCAGCAGUUGCAGGACGACAAGGCUGUUGUGAUGCAAACAACAAUUGAGAGUUGGGAAGCUAUCAAAUCCAAAUGUCAAGGAUCCAAACAUGAGAAGAAUCAAUGUAAAAGAUGAUCUCCAUGAUGGAUAUGCAGUUUCAGAUGGAGGAUUUCAAAGCAAAGAUGGUGCUCAUGCUGUGAACUGAAGGUUGUUUCAAUAAGCUUCAGUUCAGGGGAGGAAAUGGAUCUUUCUGCAAGAAAGAGAAGUAGCAGCUUGUGAUUGCAAUAUGGGGCAAUAUGGGAGUGCACAACUUUUGAUGCUGCCUUGGUAAACUAUAAAGUUUGUGCGUGUGAUUGUAGCAUAAGUUCAAUUGGAGGCUUUCAGAGAAGUAGAUGAUUAGAGUGACUAUUGGAUUAAGGGAAUCCAUGGUUGUGCAAGGCUGCUCAGGGAAUUGUUUAAGGAAAUGUCAGCUGGGCAUACCUACGAGUGAAGUAGGUGGUGUAACCUGUGAGUGAAGCAGGUUUGGUGUUAAUGUCAGCUAGACAUACCUACGAGUGAAGUAGGCGGUGUAACCUGUGAGUGAAGCAGGUUUGGUUUCAAUGUCAUUCGACGAAUAGACAGCAGAAUGACUGUUCUUAUUCGGUGGACGGAUGACUGGUUAGUAGUACUCAGUUGUUUGUCAUUCAACAAGUAACAGUUUGAGAGCUUGCAACAUAAAACUAAGUUUGUUGUAAUUCUCGCUUGUUGGCAGAUGACAUAGGGGAGAGACCUGAGUUUGUAGGUCUAAGUUUGUAGGUCUAGAGAGUACAGUGAAGAAACCGGAAAUCAAACAGUUGAGCGGGCCUUACCAAGAAGAAGAUAAAAGAAAGUAAAGUUGAACUGAAGCCAAUCUCAUUGGAGGCUAGCAUCAAAUGUUUGAGUUUAUUGAUAGUGUUGCUACAAACUCAAAAGCUGCUGGAAAAUAUGAAGUUGCAAUGAUGCUGAUUGAAGAAGUGAAGUUGUUGCUGUUAAUUUGUUGAAGACUGGUGUUGCAGAAAGUUGGAUCUCGCGGAAAUAUAGCUUUGAAGUAAACUGAAUUGUUUCAGUUUGAGGAGAGGCAGAGGUUCAAAACCAUGUUUACAUGGAACGAACAAAGUACAUGAAAGAAACAAACCCGGACUGCCUGUGAAACUUUUCUUUUGAUUUCAAAAAGGGGUUUGGAAGAGCAACUCAUUGCUUUGUGCAAAGCAAGUGGUUCAGAAGGGUUCUAAAGUGUGGAUUGGAAAGGAAGUUGACUUGAAGGUACCAAAACAAAUUUUGACAGCAGCAUCAACCAUUAUCAAUGAUUGUUGUUGCAGUCAUUUGAGUUUCCUGUGUUUGAAGACUGUUGUUGCUGCUUGAAAAGGAUGUUGUUGUCGCUGCUGCUAAAGUUAGUGUUAUCAUUGCUGCAGGAGAUAGUAAGCUGAAUAUUAUAAAUAAUUCAGCUUAGGGGAGGAUUUGUUAGGAGUGUCUUGGAGAUGGUAAGUCAGGUAUUGUCGUUUGAGUCGGUGCAGCUCGUUUUGGGUUAUAGAGUUAAAAGUUAAAAUAGUUAACGUGUGUAGCAGUCAGGAUGAGUCGGUUAGUGCCAAUUGUUAGUGGGGUUAGAUGUGGCGAGAUUAAAGGAGUCAGUUAGGAAUCAGGAGUUCUGGUGUUUGUACUUAAGUUGUUUUUCAUUGUUCAAUAAAAUUGAUUGAGUUUCAUCGGCUAAUUAUCUAUCAGAAACAACCUCAGAUCACACACUUCAUCAAUUGCCAAACAGAUUACAAACAAACAAAAGGGCAUACAAUUCACAAAAGGGCAAACAAAUUGCCAGUUCUAACACGUCUUUCACACACUUCACCGCUAGCUAAUUAAACCACCACAAUCAGCAAAUUUGACGAACGGAGAUAAUUGACAUCCGAGCUAGCUAAUUAAACCACCAAAAACUUCAAUGAUGGCCCAAAGCUUGGCGGAUGACAUCAGAAUCAGUUAUCAUAUCAUAGACACAUGAAUCAAACAUGGAAAUGGGUAGACUUUCAAGAGAACCAAACAGGGGAGCAAGUAAAUCUUUGUGGAGAAGGAAAUCUUUCAUGGAGGCAAUAUGUUCUGUUCCUACACAAGGCAAAGUUGGAAGAGGACUAACCUCAAGCAGAGGAGAUCGUCGAUGCUGCUGGGAGCGGGAAGGCCGGCUGUUUCGACGCUGCUGGAGGAGAGGAUUCGUCCGAUGGAGAGGCUCGAACGAAUCGUCGGGUGGAAGAGGGAGAUGGCGACCGGCUGUAGGUUCUCUUCGACGGUGGAGAAUCGCGUCGCUGCAGCUUGAUUUCGCCGACUGGAGGAAGGAUUCGCCUUCGCUGCUUCCCGUUGCAGACGCGGUCGUCGCUGCUGCUUCUCUUCUCACUCAGGCGCGGGAGAGGGAUCGAGUUCGCCGCCGCAACUGCUUUCCGCCGGUUAGUCUUCCUGGAUCUGUCUCGACCGCGAAGAAUCCAGGAGUAGCAAAGGGGCGUCGACGGGCGGACCGAGCAGCACAGCAGCCGCGACGGGGCCCUUCCUUCUCCCUCCUCGCCUUCGCUCGGCGAUUGAACUUGAAAUUCCAGGGUGAACGGUGCAACGGCGACGAUGGGGAAAUUGGGUGACGUACUUCCAAGGCGAACGAUGCAAUGGCGGUGAUGGGGGAAUCAGGCGACGUACUUUCAGGCGAACGGCGGUGGUGAAAGAAUCUAGGACGAGAUUUCUUUCGAUUCCGAAUGGAUGAACGACGGCUUUGGGGCGACUGAUUUAGAGAUUAGGGCGAACAUUUUGGGAAUUGG